AAUGGCAUAAUGACAUUUGACAUUUUCCAACCACAAGCAACUUCACUUCAAGUCAAGAAUUGUUUGUCAUCCGUCAUCUCUUCAAUUGUAGAACGCGAGGUUUUUUGCAAAUUAAUUUUCAUUCUUUGAUAAAUAAUAAUAAAUCGAAAAAUGCAAUCAAUCAAAGUAGCCCCAAGUCAGCCAUCAGUUCUAAAGGCAUCACUUUCUGGAGCCGGCCCAUCCGAUGCCAACUGUCUCAUGCAAGUGGCCCACAUUCACCAACUUAAAGAUUCCGAAUUGAAUUACGACAAACAUCGUCUUGAUUUGUCCAUGAGAAUGCUUAGGAAUAAUGAGGGUUUACAUGCUCCACUCAAACUUGGAAUGGAAUUACAUGCUGCUCGUCAAAUUGGUCGCUUGCCAUUUCUACAAUCGAGCAAUCUAAUGGAAGACGUUCUUCUUGGACGUGAUGAACUCAUUGAAUUUAGUGAUUUCCUUGGUAUUCCAGAAAAUAGCGAAGUAAUGCGCCAACCACACGCAGUUGUUGAGAAGGCAUUGGGAAUUUUUUAAUAGUUUUUUUUUGUAUCGGGUAAAAAAAUAUUAGUUUCUUUUUUACAAAUUCUGUUUAUGUGUUUAAAAUUAAAAUGAGGUAACAAUUGAAAUCUUAACAAAAUAUGUAAAAA
Molecule: messenger RNA, 659 nt
Organism: Eupeodes corollae
Lineage: Eukaryota; Metazoa; Arthropoda; Insecta; Diptera; Syrphidae
Gene: Pomp
Product: proteasome maturation protein
Exons: 3
Coding region: 151-546 (131 amino acids)
Biological process (GO): proteasome assembly
Cellular component (GO): nucleus; cytoplasm
Source: RefSeq, a predicted model, not a curated record